AAACGUUUACAUCAGUGACAUAGCAGUGUACUUUAAUAAGGCCUUUCUGGCCAUUCCCAGGACCGUUUGCACCAGCAAUGUAACUCAGCCCACACUACUGGAUGUUCCAUGGAAGGAGCAUUUAAAUGUUAUUUUAAAGAGCCGAUUUAAUAAGCCGAUGGACGGUCAGGUAUGGGCCAAUUGUCGCAAUCUUCAAAACGCCAUUUCGCUGGCGAAAGAAGGCGCAAAGUCGAAAUUGUGGAUUCUGGACAAAGGCAAUGAAUUCUGUCCUGCUAAACUUCGUGCCUAUAAUAUGUUCCAUGGUAUUUUCUUGAAUGAAGACACAAUAGAAUUGGCCCAAGUGUCGAAAUCCAAUUUAAACACCAUAGUGAUAGAGGAUGAACCAACGUUGGGAAAUCACAGGGCAUUCAUUGCAAAUGCCGGAGACAAUAAAGUAUUAGUGUGUUACUUAAGUGCGCUGGCUUGUCAACAUCUGAGCCUUUUAUCAGGCGAAAAUAGUGCAAACCCUGGAAUAGUGGACUUGUUGAGUAUAUCCAGAGUCGAUUCCAGAAUGUUUAUGACUAGCACUCGAUCCAGAAAAGUUUAUUCUGUGGAUUUAGAUCAA
Dendroctonus ponderosae (mountain pine beetle) is the source of this 604-nucleotide messenger RNA. RefSeq lists its product as uncharacterized. Lineage: Eukaryota; Metazoa; Arthropoda; Insecta; Coleoptera; Curculionidae. The record is from RefSeq and is a predicted model, not a curated record.